AUGAACGGAUACUCGGGUACGUUGGCCCCGCCAGGGGGGCUGUACGUACGCGCCCUGUACGACUACGACGCCGACGACCGCACCAGCUUGAGCUUCCACCAGGGGGAUAUAAUACAGGUCAUCACGCAGCUCGAGAGCGGCUGGUGGGACGGCGUCAUCAACGGUGUCCGCGGCUGGUUCCCCAGCAAUUACUGCGCCGUGGUCGCACAGCCCAAGGACGAGACCCGCGAUGCUGAGAGCAGCGCCGACGAAGGGGACGUCGGCACUUUGGACGGUUCGCAGGACUUGGGCAGCUACUCGGAGGCUUCAGAUACCGACGACGAUGGAGGAAAUACCCAGCUGCCCAUGGAGGGCACCGAGACGGAUAAGGAGGAGGAGGCUGCAUUCUGGAUCCCCCAGGCCACGCCCGACGGGAGGCUGUUCUACUUCAACACACUCACUGGCGUGAGCACCAUGGAACUCCCACUUGAGACGCCGUCGUCUUUGUCGGAAAACGGACCGAGAGACCGCACCAACGUGAACAUGCCCGAGAGCAGUCGGCCACCUCCUGAGCUCAUGGCGGGAGGAUGGCAUAUGUACAAUGGCGACACCGACGACGAAAACUCCGCGUCAGACGUCGAGGGACCCUCUGGCAUGGCUGGAUCUCACAGUUCACUACAGCGCCGACGGUCCUUGGCUUCCAACGGGAUUUCUCCUGCCACAUCCAUGGACUCCAUGAGCAAUGCCUCUGGACUAACACGUUCUCGAUCCGACCUUCACGAACACGCCAACGAGACGGGCUUCUCAGGACUCGGUCCGCCGUUGGGCUCUACCAUGUCUUCCUAUGCGAAUAACUCAAUUGGAGCGCCUCUCACAUCCGCCGUUUCCAAGCAGUUCUUCGACGACGCACAAGCUGUUCCUCUGACAUGGAAUCGUAUGGUCGAGGACAUGCGCAGGUCUGUAGAGCGGUAUCGGCAAGCAAUCAACAACGGUGAUCGCUCAGAGUUUGUGAAGAGAGCGGAGGACAUUUCGGACCAUCUGCGAUUGCUGCUCGCCGCAGGAUCGGGAACCACUGAUAACCACUCUGGAAACCCUUCAAUUAUCUCCACCAACAAGGCUCUCUAUCCUCACUUCCGGGAAACAAUGUCCAGGUUCUCCAAGCUCGUGCUCUCCUCGCACAUUGCAGGAGCAGACUGGCCUCCAGCGGACUCAUACUCCAAGUGCUUGAAAGAGGCAGACGGCGUCCUGAACGGGGUCUACGGUUUUGUCGAAGUAGCUCGCCAGCAGCGCGGUGAAGACAUCCCACGCUUGAUCCCGGGUUUCGUCGUGAAUAGCUACAACGGAGGCAACUGGCAAAACAAUGGUCUCAGCACCCAUGACCCAAUGAACCCCAUGUCUUUCAUAGACCAGGACGAUUUCGAGGAGCCGAGCGCCCGGUUGGACGAUAAACUUGUUGAGAGACUAGAUGAUCUCAAGAGGCUCAUUGUCGCAAGUAUCAGAAAGCUGGAUGAGCGCUUGGUCGUAGAAGAAAAGGUGAUCACUGAAGCCGUUCACCAAAAAACCGGUGAGCGCGUAUGCAAAGCCGCUUCCAAGGUUCUGGAAAUUUACCGUCCCUGGAUCGCUACGGUCGAAUCCAUCAAUCUGGCACCCAUUGGUUCGACAUUCCAAAACCCCCAAAUCGCAGACUUCAGCGUGGCAAAGCAAAAGGUUUAUGACAUGAUCUCGGAGCUCAUCCUCACUUGCCAAGCUGUUGCUGCACCCCUAGGAGAUGAAUGGGCAGACAACCGUGGAGACUCGUUGGAGGAGCGCUUGAAAAACGUCCGUAUCGUUUCGCGGGACCUUGAGUCGAACACUUCCAAGCUGUACUUUGCUCUUCAGCUGCUCUCCGACCUCAUGCCCAUGGAAGACAGCCCAUCCUCCAUCAGUAGCAAGCGCCACACUGACAUGGAUCUGUACAACACCUAUCAGCGAAAGCCUUCGACCCAGUUCAGCAGGUCCCCACUUGGAGAUGACCCUCUGGAGAUGCACAGCGGAGGAAACAACUCCAAGCUCAAGAAGUUCUUUGGAGAAGUGCCCGCACCUGUUUUGCCGCAGGCGGUUCCAGAGGAGAUCCCCGAGUUCCUUCAAUUGGACCACGAAGGCGAGAUUUCGUACGAUCUCAAGAGCACUCCAGCGCAGCUCAAGGGUGGCACACUCGCCGGCCUUGUCGAGCAACUCACUCGUCACGACAGGCUCGAUUCACCUUUCAACAACACAUUCCUCCUCACCUACCGCUCUUUUACCACUGCUAGCGAGCUGUUUGAUAUGUUGGUCAAGCGCUGGAGCAUCCAACCGCCCGCUGGUCUGUCCAGGGAGGAUUAUCAGCUUUGGGUGGACAAGAAGCAGAAGCCCAUCCGCUUCCGUGUCGUCAACAUUCUCAAGAGUUGGUUCGACAACUACUGGAUGGAGGGCAACGACGAGGAAGCGCAAGCACUCAUUCAGCGGGUGUACGCCUUCGCGAAGGACCAUGUUGCGACCACAAGCACUCCUGGAGCAGCUCCUCUGAUGACUGCCGUCGAACAGCGUGCCAGAGGCCAGGAUGCUCCAACCAAGCGUCUCGUCCUCACCCUAAACACCUCCACCCCUCAACCAAUCUUGCCGAAGCACAUGAAGAAACUCAAGUUCCUCGACAUCGACGCCACCGAAUUUGCUCGACAACUCACCAUCAUCGAGUCAAGGCUGUACGGCAAGAUCAAGCCAACCGAAUGUUUGAACAAGACUUGGCAAAAGAAGCUGGCGCCAGGCGAAGCAGAUCCGGCCUCGAAUGUCAAGGCUCUGAUUCUGCACUCCAACCAACUCACAAAUUGGGUUGCCCAAAUGAUUCUCACCCAAUCAGACGUCAAGCGACGCGUGGUGGUCAUCAAGCAUUUCGUCUCUGUGGCUGAUAAAUGCCGCUUGUUGAAUAAUUUCUCGACGCUUACGUCGAUCAUCUCUGCGCUCGGUACGGCACCGAUCCACCGUCUCAACAGGACGUGGGGUUCGGUCAAUGCCAGGACCAUGACCACUCUCGAAAACAUGCGCAGGCUCAUGGGAAGCACAAAGAACUUCGCCGAGUACAGAGAUACUUUGCACAAAGCCAACCCGCCUUGUAUUCCCUUCUUCGGUGUGUAUCUCACCGAUUUGACUUUCAUCGAAGACGGUAUUCCGUCUCUUAUCAAGAAGACCAACCUCAUCAACUUUGCCAAGCGCGCGAAGACGGCAGAGGUGAUCCGGGACAUCCAGCAGUACCAGAACGUGCCAUACCCGCUGCAGCCGGUGCCGGAGCUGCAAGAUUACAUCUUGACCAACAUGCAGUCAGCGGGUGACGUGCACGAGAUGUACGACAUGAGUUUGGCUGUCGAACCCCGUGAGCGUGAGGAUGAGAAGAUCGCAAGACUUCUAUCUGAGUCCGGAUUCCUAUGA
This is a messenger RNA of Diplodia corticola, 3420 nucleotides long. Its product is annotated as cell division control protein. Lineage: Eukaryota; Fungi; Ascomycota; Dothideomycetes; Botryosphaeriales; Botryosphaeriaceae. Gene Ontology annotation, cellular component: plasma membrane. Gene Ontology annotation, biological process: Ras protein signal transduction; positive regulation of GTPase activity. Bases 1 to 3420 code for a protein of 1139 amino acids. The record is from RefSeq and is a predicted model, not a curated record. Gene Ontology annotation, molecular function: guanyl-nucleotide exchange factor activity; protein binding. The transcript has 5 exons.